AUGUCGCGAAUUGAAACGAGAUUGUUUAUUAACAAUCAGUAUGUCCGCUCUCGCUCUGGGGCGACCUUGACUGUCCGCAACCCGACAGAUGACUCAACAAUUACCAACGACCUCCAAGUUGCCGGAGAGGAGGAUAUCAACACUGCUGUUGUAGCAGCAAAUGUCGCAUUUCAGACUGGCCCCUGGAGCAGCUUCACUGGUCAACAGAGGGGGAAAUGUUUGUUCCGCCUAGCAGACCUUAUCGAAGGUGAUGCAGACUCUCUCCUUCAAUUAGAGACCAUGGCUAUGGGGGUUCCCAAGGCUGGUGUGGAAUUUAUGAUGCCCCUAGUCUCGAAGUACCUUCGCUACUAUGCCGGCUAUGCAGACAAGAUUUCUGGGGAGUCUUAUCCAGCAGAAGAUGGCAUUUACAAGAUCGUGGCUUAUGAGCCUUUGGGUGUUUGCGCUUCGAUAGCGUCGUUCAAUGCGACCUUUUUGUACGUGGCCUUGAAAUUGGGUCCGGCACUUGCUGCUGGGAAUACGUGCAUCUUCAAAGCCUCUGAGAAAGCCCCUUUUGGUGCACUGGCACUUGGCCGGUUGGUCUGUAAGGCCGGCUUUCCACCAGGAGUUAUAAACUUCGUCUCGGGAGGGGCACAAACAGGCAAACUACUGGGUUCACAUAUGGGUAUUGCCCAUAUCAACUUCACGGGAUCAGUGACCGCGGGCUGCAAGGUCCAAGAAGCUGCAGCUAAAAGCAAUCUCAAGCGGUGUGUCCUGGAGUUGGGUGGGAAGUCAGCAGCUAUAGUGUUCAACGAUGCUCACAUUGCGACGGCAUUAGCUUGUUGCUCGUUCGGGUUUCUCGCUAAUACCGGCCAAGUUUGUGUCGCGACUUCAAGGGUCUAUGUUCAGGACGACAUAGCUUCAACCUUCAUAGAGGCUCUAAGAUGCCAGUUUGAAGAGGCUCGCACCAGGGUUGGGGAUCCGAAGUCUUCCUCUACAUUGUUCGGUCCCCUUGCGGACAAAGACCAGAUGAACCGGGUCUUGGCUUACAUUGAGGAUGGAAAGAUCGAAGCAGACCUAAUAUGUGGCGGUAAUCGUAUCGGCGACGAGGGCUGUUUUGUUGAGCCAACGAUUUUCUUGAAUCCAAAUCCAGGGAGCAAAGUGUAUACCGAGGAAAUAUUCGGCCCUGUCUUGGUAGUCAAAACGUUUCAAACCGAGAAGGAGGCAAUCUCUCUCGCUAAUGACACGCAGUUUGGCCUUUCAGAUGCUUCUAUCUAUACGCAAGAUAUCUCCAGAGCUCUCCGUGUAUCAGCCCUUCUCAAAACAGGCACGGUUGGUGUUAACAAAAAUUUCUCGCCCGAGGUUGAGACCCCCUUCGGUGGAGUAAAAGCCAGUGGUUCUGGCCGAGAAUCGGGAAAAGCAGGAUUGAUGGAAUAUCUUGAGCCAAAAACCAUUCAUAUAAGCAUAUGA
Penicillium crustosum is the source of this 1446-nucleotide messenger RNA. RefSeq lists its product as uncharacterized. The transcript is spliced from 9 exons. Gene Ontology annotation, molecular function: aldehyde dehydrogenase (NAD+) activity. Bases 1 to 1446 code for a protein of 481 amino acids. The record is from RefSeq and is a predicted model, not a curated record. NCBI's taxonomy places the organism in Eukaryota, Fungi, Ascomycota, Eurotiomycetes, Eurotiales, Aspergillaceae.